GUGUGGGUAACAAGGAAUGUAGGGUCAGUGACCUUGAGCUCAGCGCAGAAGCCAGGAAUUUAGGAGAGAGGUGCUUGUGGUGGGGCUGCCAUUUUUAGUGCCGGUCCACCAUAGCGCUGUUUUUACAUCCAUGUCGCAUUUGCAGUCCAGCCGCCAGGGCCAGCCAGAUCUGGGUGGGCCUGGGCAGCGCUCGCGGGGCGGGGCCGAGUUUAGAGAAGGGGGACGCAGUCCCUGUGGAGUGGGCGCGGCAUAGCGGGGCGGAAUGGGUGUGACCUCGAGGAGCCCCGCCCCGUCCCGCUUAGACAAUGCCCCGGAGCCGCCAGACCGUCGCGCCCCCGCCCCACCGUAGUACUUGAGCUCGCCUACCCAGGGACCCCACAAAGCCAAAGCUCCAGUCCCCGAGGCUUGAAGACUAGGACUCUUCUCCACCAACUCUGUCCUCAGGGGGUGGGGCCCCAGCCAAAAUCACAGAGCGGCAGGAGUGGGGGUGGCCGCUGGAGACAGGUGAAGUAAAAAGAGAAAACUAAGAAAUCAGCGCGGCCGGAGGGGGCGUCUGUGUGAAUGGGAUGGGGACGCCGGGGGAGGGGCUGGGCCGCUGCUCCCAUGCCCUGAUCCGGGGGGUCCCGGAGAGCCUGGCGUCGGGGGAGGGUGCAGGGGCUGGCCUCCCGGCUCUGGACCUGGCCAAAGCUCAGAGGGAGCACGGAGUGCUGGGGGGUAAACUGAGGCAGCGAUUGGGGCUGCAGCUGCUAGAACUGCCUCCUGAAGAGUCGCUGCCGCUGGGACCCGCUGCUCGGUGACACCAGCCCGUGAUCCAAGGGGACACGGCCCUAAUCACGCGGCCCUGGAGCCCCGCCCGCAGGCCAGAGGUCGAUGGAGUUCGCAAAGCCCUCCAGGACCUGGGGCUCCGAAUUGUGGAGAUGGGGGACGAGAACGCGACGCUGGACGGCACUGAUGUUCUCUUCACCGGCCGGGAGUUUUUCGUAGGCCUCUCCAAGUGGACCAAUCACCGAGGAGCUGAGAUCGUGGCGGACACGUUCAGGGACUUCGCCGUCUCCACAGUGCCGGUCUCGAGCCCCUCCCACCUGCGCGGCCUCUGCGGCAUGGGGGGACCCCGCACUGUGGUGGCGGGCAGCAGCGAUGCUGCGCAAAAGGCUGUCAGGGCAAUGGCAGUGUUGACGGAUCACCCCUAUGCUUCCCUGACCCUCCCAGAUGACGCUGCCGCUGACUGUCUCUUUCUGCGUCCUGGGCUGCCGGGUGUGCCCCCUUUCCUCCUGCACCGUGGAGGCGGAGACCUGCCCAACAGCCAGGAGGCAUUGCAGAAGCUCUCUGAUGUCACCCUGGUACCUGUGUCCUGCUCGGAACUGGAGAAGGCAGGCGCUGGGCUCAGCUCCCUCUGCCUGGUGCUCAGUACACGCCCCCACAGCUGAGGGCCUGGCCUUGGGGUCCUGGCUGGCCAGGGGUAGGGCAGCAUAGGGAGCAGAAGGGGAAGGAAGGUUACAUAGAUGCCGGUGAAUAGGUGGUAGUGGGGAGAGAGCCCCAAGAUGGGGGGAGGGCAUAGUGUGGGAAAAAGCAUAGAUGCCCUGAGUCAGUCCUUCCCCAGAGCUAAUAAAAUAGAACUGACCUUUUAGA
This is a messenger RNA of Diceros bicornis minor, 1629 nucleotides long. It is a transcript of the gene DDAH2, whose product is annotated as DDAH family member 2, ADMA-independent. Gene Ontology annotation, biological process: positive regulation of nitric oxide biosynthetic process; arginine metabolic process. The record is from RefSeq and is a predicted model, not a curated record. NCBI's taxonomy places the organism in Eukaryota, Metazoa, Chordata, Mammalia, Perissodactyla, Rhinocerotidae. Gene Ontology annotation, molecular function: amino acid binding; dimethylargininase activity.